CCCACAACUUUAUCUGACAGCUAGGCAUUUUCCACCAUAAUUUACUAGCAAGCAUUCUGAGUAUAUCUAAUUAAGACAUAGAAGAAAUCCCCAAAUGAGAAUAAGAAGUCCCUCUCCGCAACGCCAUCGGGCAGUCGGUCCCUCGUCCGCCGCUGGGACAGGAGGAAGGGAGGAGGACAUUGCUUAUUUGGAUUGCAGUCACUGAUGGAAAAUUAGACUUGGCCCAGCAGCCUACUCAACACACACCAUAGUUCAAGACAAACCUACCUAAGAAUUAAAAUGCAGAGAAGAACUUUUGAAACUAUGAUGCUCAGCAAAAAUAUCCUACUUAGGAGUCUUGCUUGGCAAAGAUAUCAAGCUAUAAGAACACUUUACUAUUCACGCAGUGUGAUGCAGAACCACUAUGAACUUCUUGGCAUAAAAAGAGACAGUAGCCCAGAAGAAAUAAGGGAGUCAUUCAUUCGUCUGUCAAAGGAGUAUCAUCCAGAUACAAACCCAGAUUCUACUGAACUCCACACAAAAUUUGUUGCUGUGAAUGAAGCUUACUCCAUUCUCAGUAAGCCUCACUUACGCCAGGUUUAUGAUGCAGAGUUGGCUAACAAAGAAAGACAAAACAUGUACAAUUAUGGUGGUAUCAAAACUAAUGCACCACAAGAAAGAGUGAUAUUCCAUGAUGAUUCCCUCUGGGAGAUGCGUGAUCGGAGUGAAGAUAAGAAGUAUGAGCAUCACCCAUAUUAUGGCAUUCGAGGUGUGAAGAAGCUUCCGAAUUCCUACAUUGCUGCUGGAGCUGUGGUGUUCAUGAUCGUUGGUGCUAUCUUUCACUUCUUUCUUGCCAAAAAAUCCUCCGACUUUGCUAUUGAACAACUGAAUCGCCGAGACCAGAUAGCCAGCAGAAACCACAUGCUGGCAAGGGAACAGGCUAAGCUCAAUGGCAAUGAACUCCAGUUAACUCUCCUACGGCAGAGAAUAGAAAAUGCAAACAAUAAUAAAGGAGAUGUCAAGCAAGGAAGUUAGGAAAUUGAUGGUUUUAUUGCUGUAUGCUAUAACAUGCAUGUAGAUUUGUAUAUUAAUUUUUUAGUCAACAUUG
Molecule: messenger RNA, 1087 nt
Organism: Penaeus indicus
Lineage: Eukaryota; Metazoa; Arthropoda; Malacostraca; Decapoda; Penaeidae
Product: dnaJ-like protein 60
Exons: 7
Coding region: 280-1014 (244 amino acids)
Source: RefSeq, a predicted model, not a curated record